Sphenostylis stenocarpa is the source of this 552-nucleotide messenger RNA. NCBI's taxonomy places the organism in Eukaryota, Viridiplantae, Streptophyta, Magnoliopsida, Fabales, Fabaceae. The record is from the annotation of a GenBank genome assembly.
AUGAUUUCUACAUGUUCAAUAUCGGGUAUUGGAUUUGUGCUUCCUAGGUUGUCAUACCAUAUUGACAUAUGGGAGGAGAGGAAGGUUCUUGGUUCACGAGGUCAAGGUCUCAAGGUUGAAAUAAUGGGUAAGAAUCACCUUCUACCUGCAAUCAAGAUAGCGAAGAGGGAUGCCUACUCAGUGAGAAUAAAACUGGCUGUUGGGUGUUUGCCAGAGAAAAUACUAACAGCAUUUCAGCCUGUUAUUGAUGAACAUCUUAAUGAGGAAGCUGCUUUAAACAACUGCACUGCUGCUGUGCAUGAUGUGGGUAAAAUUGUGGAAGAUGUACAACAUACAUUGGCUCAAGGAAACCAGUUGGGAUCCACUAUGGUGAAUGACUUACUUAGUGACUUACAAGAGCAGGAAAAAAAACUUACACAAUAUAUGGAGCAACUAGAAAAUGCGGAGGCUGCAAGGGCUUCAUUGCUUUCUCAACUUAAACAUGCACUUCAGGAACAAGAAUCAAGGCAAGAGCUUGUUCACAACCAGUUGCUUGUAAGAACAUGUCUUUAA